Balaenoptera acutorostrata (minke whale) is the source of this 330-nucleotide messenger RNA. RefSeq names its product oncomodulin 2 (gene OCM2). The record is from RefSeq and is a predicted model, not a curated record. Gene Ontology annotation, molecular function: calcium ion binding. Gene Ontology annotation, cellular component: cytoplasm; nucleus. The transcript is spliced from 4 exons. Bases 1 to 330 code for a protein of 109 amino acids. Lineage: Eukaryota; Metazoa; Chordata; Mammalia; Artiodactyla; Balaenopteridae.
AUGAGCAUCACAGAUGUCCUUAGUGCUGAUGACAUUGCAGCAGCCCUGCAGGAGUGCCAAGACCCGGAUACUUUUGAACCCCAAAAAUUCUUCCAGACAUCGGGCCUCGCCAAGAUGUCAGCCAGUCAGGUGAAGGAUGUUUUUCGUUUCAUAGACAACGACCAGAGUGGGUACCUGGAUGAAGAAGAGCUGAAGUUUUUCCUCCAGAAGUUUGAGAGUGGUGCUAGAGAACUGACUGAGUCAGAAACCAAGUCCUUGAUGGCGGCUGCAGAUAAUGAUGGAGACGGGAAAAUUGGGGCUGAUGAAUUCCAGGAAAUGGUACAUUCUUAA